Messenger RNA from Seriola dumerili (greater amberjack), 5978 nucleotides. It is a transcript of the gene setd5, whose product is annotated as SET domain containing 5. Gene Ontology annotation, molecular function: protein binding. The transcript is spliced from 23 exons. NCBI's taxonomy places the organism in Eukaryota, Metazoa, Chordata, Actinopteri, Carangiformes, Carangidae. The record is from RefSeq and is a predicted model, not a curated record. Bases 9 to 4466 code for a protein of 1485 amino acids.
UGGACGUCAUGAGCAUAGUAAUCGCGCUGGGAGUCACCACACCUGAAACGUCUUACUCAGAUAUGGCUGCUGGAUCAGACCCUGAGUCAGUUGAAGCAAGCCCUGCCGUGAAUGAGAAAAACUACAACAACCACAGCUGUGGGAGCGCACAGAGUCAUGGGUAUCGAGGACUACCAUAUGCUAUGCAACAGUCUUCCGUUGUGUGUUGUCAGGAUCACAACUAUGGCGCACCCCCUCCCCCCACCCCACCCGCCUCCCCGCUCUCCCAAACCAUCAUCCCUCGCAUGGAUAUCAACGGCGUGCUACUCGGCUCCCGAUAUCACGAAACUCCCGAUGACAACUCAGCUGACAGCGACAGCUCCUCAGAGGAGGAUGGGGCCAUGGCCAGCUGGUGUCACUGCAGCCUGACGCCGGAUGGCUUGCUCAUCAAAUGUGACAACUGCAGGGGACUUGACAGGAGGAAAGGAGCAGAGGGCCAACACAGGAAGACAGAAAAUGUCUCAGCUGGAGAAAGCAGUGCCACAGAGAGUGGUGAUGAAGAGGUGUCGCCCUCCACCAUCUCCUACACUGCCACCCAGCAUACACCCACCAGCAUCAAACUCACUGUCAACCGGGUCAAAAGGAGCAAAUCCAAAAAGAGGAAGAAGAGUACGGAGAAGGCCCGUGGAACCCCGAAAGGCAAGAAAGUCAAGGCUUUCCGAGAGGGGUCUAGGAAGUCCAUGAGGAUGAAGAAUUCGACAACUGAGGCCAGCGUGCUGGAUGAAAAUACAGCAGAGGGGUGGGAGAGCAGGAUCCGCCAGUGGACAGACCAGUAUGAAGAGGCUCUGGCGAACCAGUACAGUGCUGAUGUCCAGACACUGCUUCAGCUUCACCGUGCUGCCAGCACCACUGCCUCGAAGACCGAGAGCGGCGCCACAAUGCCUCCCUCCACCACACAGAUCCACACCUCAGUCGACGCCAUGGACACCAUCAACCGCACUGAGCUAGCCUGUAACAAUACAGUGCUCGGCUCACAGAUGCAGCUCCAGUUGGGGCGGGUAACGCGAGUGCAGAAACACAGGAAGAUCCUCCGAGCAGCAAAGAAUCUGGAACCAGAAACACUUAUCAUUGAAUAUCGGGGAAAGGUCAUGCUCAAGCAACAGUUUGAAGUCAACGGACAUUUCUUCAAAAAACCCUACCCUUUUGUGCUGUUUUACUCGAAAUUUAACGAUGUAGAGAUGUGUGUUGAUGCACGGACCUUUGGAAAUGAUGCGCGUUUCAUCAGGAGGUCAUGUACACCCAACGCUGAGGUCCGACAUAUGAUUGCGGAGGGUAUGAUCCAUCUGUGUAUCUACGCUGUCAGUCAAAUAACGAAGGACGCUGAGGUCACCAUUGGAUUUGACUAUGAGUUCAAUAGCUGUAAUUACAAAGUGGACUGUGCCUGCCAUAAGGGCAAUCAGAACUGCCCGGUGCAGAAGCACAACCUGAGCCCUAGGGAGAGCAUCCUGAGUCCCCCCUCCCUGCUGCCUCCCUCUCCUCUGGUUGGUGCUGAGACUCGAAGGAGAAAAGCUCAGAGAAGGGAAAUGGAGGGCUGCCUGGCCAGUGACAGCAACCAGAUCCUCGACGAGCACCAGGAUGCCAAAGAACUGCAGGGGACAAGUGACACAGAGGAGAGACUGCUGGAUGAGGUGAAGGUGGAAGAGGCAGAGGAAGGAGAGGUGGAUGAAAAUGGGGUCACCGUCUCCAGUAAAAGAACAUUUAACAGCCUGGAAAGGAGGCGGAGGAGAGUGGGAGGAGCAGACAUUAAGGAAGAGGGUGUGGAAACUGAGGACGGGGCAGGAAACCCCACAGGGAACACCCCCACGCCCCACAACACUGGAGUUGGGGUCAGCACAAGACGUACCACCUAUGUCAUGGAAACACCAUCUAUUGAAGAAAAGACCUCGUUACCCUACUUGCCUACACCAGCUGCUCCCCCUAAACCUGCACGACCUACCAAGCCUCGGCCCAAAAGCCGGAUCUCUCGCUACCGGUCAAGCUCAUCGCAGCGUGCUCGGCGGCAGCGUCAAGCCCUCGCCCAGCAGGCGGCGGCAGCUGCUGCAGCUGCAGCUUUGGCAACAGUCCCAUCAUCAGCUGAGCAGGGGGCUGCUCUAGAUGAGGAUGGAUCUCAGGGUCCUUAUGGUGGCGAACAUGGCCACGGAGAGAGCAGUCUAGGGAGUCAUAUCCUCGACGGAGAAGGCCAGGGUCUAAACUGCAUAAAUAGGGGCAACUUGCGCUACCCCAAAACCAAGAAGUACCUUGUGACAGAGUGGCUGAAUGACAAAAUCCCUGGAGGGGAGAAGGUCCACCAAGAGGUGCCUGUUGAGCGCCUGCUGCGGAUAACCACUGACCCCACGGUGCUGGCCACCACCCUCAACAUGCUGCCAGGCCUCUCCCACUCAUCGCUCAUUUGCACCACACCCAGACACUACGUCCGCUUCGGCUCCCCCUUCAACCCUGAGAGACGCAGACCCCGCCCACUCCAAAUGGAUGGCACUUAUGGCUGCUACAAAAAGCGAUGGAUAAAGCAGGUGGAAGAUGAGAGCUGUUCGGCCAGUAUGGAGGAUGGCACUGAGUCCACCUCCUCCCAGCAAAGUACCAGUAGCAGAUCCACCCCCAACCCCCUGUCCAGUGAAGUCAACGCGCCGUUUAAAAAGCGUCGCUCCAAGUAUAUGGCAGAGAUGACACCAGCACCGUCAGACCACCUGCUUCGCCCAUUGUCACCCAUCACACCGCCACUCCCAGAGGACUCCCUCCACCCGCUGCUUCACACCCCCUGUGGCUCCCUGGUGCCCAAUGGCCUGACCUACUCACCCAUGCCCUCACUGCCGGCAAGCCGCUGCAACACACCGUUGCAAUUUGAAAACAUAUCAUCCCCUGAGGCAUCUCCUGUUCACCGGCCAGAGUCCAUCUCACCUGAGCCAUGUCUUCAGACAGACUUUGAAGUCCCUCGGCCUCAGUUCCCAGACCUGUCACUCCCCUCCAGCUUGGAGAGCCCCGUGGCCAUGACGUCAGAUGACUUUUCCCUUCCUGGAUGCCCCUCAGGCCCAGAUUCCCAGGGUCCAUCAUCCGUGGGAACCAGUUCCCUAAACCCAGUGUCGUGUCCUUCCUCAGACCUAAACCCCCAAAACAGGGAGCAGGCCUUCAGGACAGAGUUCAACCUCAUAUACACCUGCUCGCCCCUCAAUUCAAACUUGGGGAACCCCGUGGCCACUGACUGCCGCCAAUCCCAGUCAGAAGGAGGCUUCUCCCCUGCAGAGUCCUUCCACAGUUCCAUAAGUGGCCAGGGGCUGAUGGGAGAUGUGGGCCCUGGCUCCAUGUCGCCCUACGGUGAGCCUCAUUAUGGGGGAGGCUACCCAGACAGUGGCACACCUCCUCACACCAGCAACCCACCACAAAAGAGGAAGGUGUCUUUGCUGGAGUACCGUAAAAGGAAGCAGAGCAGCGGUCGUGACUCUGAACCCGCCGGCAGCAGCUCCUCUCUGGGCGGCACCCCCACCCGGCCUGGCUCCCACUACAGCCAGGACCCUCAUCAUCCCCAUUCCCAUCAGCAGAUGCAGCCCCCGGCCUCCCCACACAGCUCCUUCCCUCCCUCAGCCCACACCAACCCUAUCUCACAAAUAGAGGAGAUCAGUCCUCCAGACCACCAGGGCCUGCUUGUGCAGUCCAGACCCCAGGAGAACAACAACCAAUGGAUGGUUCCCACUACUGUUGAACGUCUAAGGGAAGGCCAGGGUGGUCUGGAGCGAGUGCUGAGAAGCAUCAAGAUGGAGCGCAUUUACAAGAGGAGCGAUGGCUCUACAGAGAAGGAAUUUGAUGCAGAUCGAUAUGAGAUGCAGGCAGCGACCAUGGCUUCUCCCAUGAAGAGUCCACACAGAUACAGCCCCUCUGUGUACUCACAUCAGUCAUCAGAAAGCCACCGGCAAACUGACAGCCCGUCGUUCCGCCAGCAAACCUCCAACUCUCCAUUCCGGGGUUCCUACAGUCCCUCAUCAGGCCAGAGCUUCUACGCACGCCACUCCUCGCACCCUGGACUGUCCCAGGACCACCCCCCAUCUUCCUACCCCAGUCACUCCCCCACCCCAACCUCAUCCUCAGACUCCAGGCCGCCAGCGGGGUCUCUACACCAGCAGAGUGGGUACGGCAGCAGCCAUUUAAAAGCAAGCCUUUUGAACAGCAGCGGCCUGGCGCGGGCUCCUACCCCUGGAUCCAGGGCCCAAGGGCAGACUAAAACAGACUCGGGCCCCCUGGCCUCCAGAGGGAGUCAGCAGCAGGUGUCUCGCAGCCUGAAGUCAGGCAGCCCAGGCCAGGCGACGCUGCAGGCCAGCUCCAGGCUGCUGUCGGCCUCUGGACCGACACACUACCCACAGCGAGGGACAAGCCUCAGCCAGUUCCAGCACUCCCCCCUUCAGGGACCUGGAGUAAGGACACAGUCAGGAAGCUUUUAGGACCUUGUUCAAGUGUGUGUGUGUGUGUGUGUGUGUGUGUGUGUGUGUGUGUGUGUGUGUGUGUGUGAGUGAGUGGGUGCGUGCAUGUGUGCGUGUGUGUACGAAGCUGCGUACCCCCUCAACCCCUAAAGCUGUGGUGAAAUGGGGCUCAGGGAGUUUGGGGAGGGUAAAUGUACAGAUCUAAGAGGAGCAAGGACUUCUUUACGGAUUUCUCCUUUUCUUAUUUUCUGUCUUUUCUUUUUUUAUUUUCAGAAAAAAAACAAAUGACCACAUACUGCACAAAGCUAAUCAUUGACUUUGAACAUUAUGGAAUCAGUGGAAAAAGCGAUUUGGAUGACACAUUCACAGGAAAAAAAGAAAAAAAACACAAAAAAACAAGAAAUCACAUGUAACUUGAAAUUGUCCCCAGUGUUUCCUGAUGUGCUGGACUGUGCAAACAGGCUCAGAAAGUAAAACUUCCACACAAAUGUCUGUACAAAGUUAUAAAAAGCUGUACCUGUCGUUUUGGUACCCAGGUUGGAUAAAUGCUGAGAUGCAUAUAUAUGAGUCUGUGCUGCAGUAAAUAAGUGUUUGAUUUGGAAAUGGGGAAAUGAUUCAAGCCAAGGCAACACAUUAAUCAUCCGUUAGAGAUGCAUUAGAGAGAUGGGGAGGACGGGCUUUUCCCUUUUUAAGGGUCAUUCCAUAUGAUUACCAGUUUCCAUGUUCUCUCACUAAACAUGAAAACAGCCCUUUUUUCCUCAAGGUUCUGUCUGUUCCAAUGUUCUGUUAUUUUUGGUUCUGUUCUGUUCUCUCAUCCCCACUGGACUGUUUUGAUUUCACUUUAGGGCUACUUCACUGUAGACUUCUGAUAUUGUACUUGAGACAUACAGGUCUUAUGAUCCAUGGUGCUGCAUUCUUGUUUUUUCCAAUAAAUUUGAAAUCCAGUUAUGUUCCCCACAUAUGGCUGCAUUCAUCUUGUCAUUAUAUCAGUUCAAAUGUUUUAUUUUUCUCCCAGGUUCAUAAUGAUCAUAUAUUAUAGUGAUCAUAUAUUAUAUCAUUUUAUUUCUUGGCCAAUCCGUUGCAUUCCAUGUGACACUGAGGAAAACUGGGCAGAGGAAUCUCUAGGCGAGUGUUUGGAUUGUUCAUAAAACCUUGGUAAAGAAGCUGCUAUGUUCUCCCGUGAGAGCUGCUUUCCCUUUCCUUGUAACUGUAACUCUGAUCCUCACAAACUGACUUAAAGAAAGAGAUGGUUCUCCCGGCCCCUGCAGUGGGACCUCAGACAAACAUUGCGCUGACAGCUGGGCGGCAGCAGGAGUUGCCCUCUCUUCCGAGACUGUUCUUUUGGACCAGAUGUGGAAAACUGCUGCGUUUGUAUGGAAGACUUCAAAAAACCGAAGGCCCAGUCAUGUGACUGGACCCCACAUGCCACUAAACCAACCCCCCACCCACCCACACCCCUCUCAAGUUCACCAACACACAGAAGGGUACUCAUGUUACAUGAAUGUUUUACAGAUUUAAAAAAAAAAAAAAAAA